AUGUUGAUGUUCUGUCCUACAUGUGGAAAUCUUUUGGGUGUUGAAGAAGGACCCCAGUGUUUUCGAUUCGCGUGUCGCACUUGCCCAUAUGUUUUCAACAUUACCCGUAAAGUCAGCAGUAAGUCGUUCCCUAAACUGAAAGAAGUGGAUGAUGUACUUGGAGGAUCUGCCGCUUGGGAGAAUGUUGAUUCAACAGAAGCUACUUGUCCUAAGUGUGAUCACCCUAGAGCUUACUUCUUGCAGAUGCAAACACGUUCUGCUGAUGAGCCCAUGACCACUUUCUACAAAUGCUGCAAUCACGAGUGCUCCAAUCUUUGGCGUGAUUAG
Messenger RNA from Daphnia carinata, 327 nucleotides. RefSeq names its product DNA-directed RNA polymerase III subunit RPC10-like (gene Polr3K). The transcript has a single exon. Gene Ontology annotation, biological process: termination of RNA polymerase III transcription; DNA-templated transcription. Bases 1 to 327 code for a protein of 108 amino acids. Gene Ontology annotation, cellular component: RNA polymerase III complex. Gene Ontology annotation, molecular function: zinc ion binding; nucleic acid binding; DNA-directed RNA polymerase activity. NCBI's taxonomy places the organism in Eukaryota, Metazoa, Arthropoda, Branchiopoda, Diplostraca, Daphniidae. The record is from RefSeq and is a predicted model, not a curated record.